CUCACCCUGCCCGCAUGCCCAUGCCGUCACUUCCCAGACACGCAGCAGCAGAGCCUGUCUGACGGAGAGGAGCAGCUGGAUCGCCUCCAGCAGGCGGCGCUCACCCGGACCAUGUGCAUGUCUGUGUGGAGGGCGGGUGUGGUGGAGGCCUGGCUGGAGGUGGUCAUGGGGAUGCCCAUGUACACACGGGCCUGCUCUGAGAACGUCAAGAGUGGGAAGGUUCUUCUCGGCUUGACUGAUGAGGACUUAGAACUGGGACUGGGCAUCAGCAACCCUAUUCAUCGCAGAAAACUAAGACUGGCCAUUGAGGACUACAGGAGGGCUGAAGGGGACCAAGGUCUGUCCAAAGCAUCAGACAUGGACCAUCACUGGGUGGCAAAAUCUUGGCUGAGUGAUGUGGGGCUGCCUCAGUACUCGCAAGCCUUCCAGGCUCAGCUAGUGGACGGACGAGUCCUGAGCUCUCUGGGCCGUAGAGACCUGGAGCGGUUCCUCAAUGUCAGCGACCAGUUCCACCAGACCAGUCUGCUUCUGUCGGUCCAGAUGCUGCAGAUGCUCGGCUUUGAUAAGGAAGUCCUGCAGGCACGAAGGGCCAAAUGUGAGCAACAAGACCCGGACCUCAUUGUUUGGACUACUCAUAGAGUCAUGAAAUGGAUCAGAGACAUAGACCUCAAGGAAUUUGCAGACAAUCUUGAGGGGAAAGGGAUCAACGGCGCUGUGCUGGUUCUGGACGCCUCGUUCAACACAGACGCCAUGGCCAAAGCGUUGGAGAUCCCAGGGAACAAACACAUGCUGCGUCGACAUCUGUAUGAAGAGAUGAAAACACUCAACAACAAGGCACCGCUAGGCGAGGCCAUGGCUUCUCCUACGCCUGUGGCUGUCAGCCGCUUUGCUGAGGGCAGGGUGCCACUGAGGAGAUCCAGCAAGAGUCCGUUGAGGUUCCGUGCACAUUCUGCAGAACGACGGGUGGACAACCAGGGAUCCCUACCCAAGGAGGCUGGGUCGGUUCCACUGGCCAAGGGCAGCCCCGUGCACGCCUACAAGAGUGUGGAAAUAACCAACGUGUGAAUCGGUACAGUAUUAUGUACCGUAUUAUUAUGAAUAAUCAUAACAAUGAAUGAAGAAGAAACCCAUGUAAAUAUGAUAAUAUUAUAAAGAAGACCACUUGAUGGAUUCCAACUUCAGCUUUUUGGACAUUUUCAA
This is a messenger RNA of Doryrhamphus excisus (bluestripe pipefish), 1200 nucleotides long. RefSeq names its product kazrin-like. Gene Ontology annotation, molecular function: protein binding. The record is from RefSeq and is a predicted model, not a curated record. NCBI's taxonomy places the organism in Eukaryota, Metazoa, Chordata, Actinopteri, Syngnathiformes, Syngnathidae.